Molecule: messenger RNA, 696 nt
Organism: Hibiscus syriacus
Lineage: Eukaryota; Viridiplantae; Streptophyta; Magnoliopsida; Malvales; Malvaceae
Product: probably inactive receptor-like protein kinase At2g46850
Exons: 1
Coding region: 1-696 (231 amino acids)
Source: RefSeq, a predicted model, not a curated record
AUGAUUCAACCGUCUCUUGGGAAAGCCAUGGAUCGACAGGUGGCCUUACUUUUAGUGUCGUUUUCUCUCUUGUUUCUUAAUCAACCGACCAUGUCUUUGCUACCAAAACAGUGCGAUGACAUAUGCGGAAGUCCUCACAUCCCAUUUCCAUUUCAUUUAAACGCUUCUUGCCCUUCGAUUUUCACAGUUAUCCGUCUUUCGUGUUUGAAUUCCACUACCCUUUACCUCCGUAUCGGCACUGAAACCUAUCGAGUUCUCGAUUUUUUAUCCGACGGUGUACUCGUGAACUUCCCCAGAACCACCAGUUUUCGUCAGUACAAUGACUUGAACAGCUUUGGUUUUACAAAAAACGACUACUUUGGUAUCUCCAACGACAACGUCAUAGGUCUAUAUGAUUUUGAGGACUCUUCUUUGUGUAAAGCGGGUUGUGAAACAAAAGACUUGCCCGGUUAUGAUGGAAACUACGGUGGAUCUCUUACAUGCUGUUAUCCACUUUCCAAUCACAACAUUUGGCAUUUCGGUGAUGGGUUCUCUAGCUUUUCAAAGUUCAGGUGCCGAGGAUUUUCAUCAUUGCUAGUUGCUCGGGGUUCAAACACCGGUAAACGUGGGGUUAAGUUGGAGUGGGUGAUUCCUAGAAACUCAUCCGAUAGAGUUCGUGCUAAUGAUGCAGAUAUGGUGAAUGUCAUUGCAGUUUAA